Molecule: messenger RNA, 2587 nt
Organism: Striga asiatica
Lineage: Eukaryota; Viridiplantae; Streptophyta; Magnoliopsida; Lamiales; Orobanchaceae
Source: the annotation of a GenBank genome assembly
UUAAAAGGUAACAUGAUUGAAGAGUUUAUUUAAGGUAAAAAGAGUUUGAAAACAAGUGUUGCACUUGCACCUGCAACUUGGGGCCGGGAAGGGAUACCGUGGGCCCAACAGUAGCCAUAGCUGCCAUACAGUCGCACAGUAUCGCCAGCCACCCAAAUUGCUGACCUCACAAGGAGUACUCACGAUAGUCUCCAUUUUCCGUGGACAAUUUUGCUGCUCUUCCCUUAUUUAACAUCCAACGAAGCUUGGCAGCCAAAUCAAUGGCAUCCCGGCAAUGCAAAACACUGCCCCAUAUCAGCAUCAUCGACGCGCGCGUCUUAUCUUUCUUGUUCGUAGUCCCACUUGUAUUGGCCUCCAUAAACGGGUUUUCUGAGGAUAAAGACUUCUUGCAUCCAGAAAUAUUGAAGGAUGAGGCAGUGGCAAGACUUGCAGAACUCGGGAAGGUGAGUGAUUCAGCAGAUUUUCUUAUGAGAACUUUCCAGUCACCUGCUUCUGUGAGAGCAGGUAACCUUAUUCGGAGGUGGAUGGAAGAUGCAGGUUUACUAACGUGGGUAGACCAAAUGGGAAAUGUGCAUGGACGGCAUGAAGGACUAAAUCCAAAUGAAAAAGCUCUGUUAAUUGGCUCUCACUUGGAUACUGUUAUUGAUGCUGGAAUGUUUGAUGGAGCUCUCGGGAUUAUUAGUGCACUGUCUGCUUUGAAAGUGUUGCAUAUGAAAGGGACGCUUGGGAAACUUGAGCGACCAGUGGAGGUUAUUGCUUUUAGUGAUGAGGAGGGAGUUAGAUUUCAAUCGACCUUCUUAGGAAGUGCAGCAAUUGCUGGUGUAUUGCCUGUUUCGACAUUGCAUGUUCACGAUAAGAGAUUUGAUAUUUCCAGUGGUGUCACAGUGCAAGGCGCUUUAAGAAAGAACUCUAUCGAAAUUACAGAAGAUAAACUUUUGCAGCUCAAAUAUAACUCAGAAUCUGUCUGGGGUUACAUUGAGCUUCAUAUUGAACAAGGGCCUGUGCUUGAAACAGCCGGCCUUCCACUUGGUCUGGUAAAAGGCAUUGCAGGGCAGACUCGACUGAAGGUGACGGUGAAAGGUUCACAAGGGCAUGCAGGCACAGUCCCCAUGAAAAUGCGCCAGGAUCCUAUGGCAGCAUCUGCUGAACUGAUAGUACUGCUUGAAAGUAUGUGUAGAAAACCUGAGGACUAUAUAUUUUACGAUGGUCACUGCACAGCAUCUGAAGUACAAUCUCUCGCUGGAUCUCUCGUUUGCACUGUUGGCGAAAUAUCGACUUGGCCAAGUGCAAGUAACGUAAUUCCUGGGCAGGUGACCUUCACUGUGGACAUACGCGCUAUGGAUGAUCUAGGACGAGAAGCAAUCAUCUACGAGUUAUCUAAUAGAAUGCACCAAAUAUGUGAUAAGCGUUCGGUUUUGUGCCUUAUUGAACGCAAGCAUGAUGCUAAUGCGGUGGCUUGUGAUCCUGAUUUGAGCUCCAAGCUAAAGUCCGCAGCAUCUGGUGCUCUAAAACGGUUAAGUGGCGAAGAUCAAGAUAAUGUGCCUAUACUUAUGAGUGGAGCUGGUCAUGAUGCAAUGGCCAUGUCUCAUUUAACUAAGAUUGCAAUGUUAUUCGUGCGUUGUCAAGGUGGUGUUAGUCAUUCUCCGGCUGAGCAUGUAGCAGAAGAUGAUGUCUGGGCUGCCGGCAUGGCAGUCCUAGCGUUUUUGGAGACUCUUAUGUGAACUGUUUACUACCCCUGAUCGUUAAAAGCUGUGAUGGAUAGUCGAUGGUUGAUUGCUGACCAAAAGUUCCUUCUACUCUUCGACAAAUGAAAAAAUGUAAAUAUUUUUUCGCCGAAAUAAUAAAUUGUAAAUUUAGUGAAUUCAGAAAUGCGUUUGUGUUAUAUUCUAGUAAAAAAUAUACCAAAACUAGUUUAUCGAAAUUAUCCUUGUUCAAAGUCACACAAAUAUAUAUUUAAACCAUCUUAAGAAAAAAAAUCACAAAUGGUGACCAAAUCCUAGUAGUAAGUAUAACAUCAUUACAACAAUAUGAGCUUAUUUCGAGGAAGAUGGUUGUACCAGCUGCUGUAGCUGGUGUACAACAUGCGACAUCCUAGGUCGCAUGGACGGCACAUGCUGCGUGCAAGAGUAAACGAGAUCGACAACUUUCUGUAUGGUCCCAGCUUCCGGAAUCACAGAGGUUGAGGAAGACGAUAUCAGAGGAUCCAAUAGCUCCACAUAGCGAUGGGCCUGCACGAGUGGAGUGGCCCACUCGAAUAUACUCUGCCAGCCCAUCGAGUCCACGGCCUGCGCAGGCCUACGCCCGCUGACAAUCUCGAGCAGAAGGACUCCGAAGCUGUAGACAUCACUCUUUGUGGUGAGUUCAUUUCUGUAGACGAAUUCGGGAGCAAGAUAGCCGUGAGUUCCGCCGGCCAUAACUCGCCUUUCGUGCAUCACCUCCCACGGGACAAAUUUGGAGAGGCCCACUCCCAUGAGAUGCGCGCCAAAGUCCUCGUCCAGAAGCACGUUAGUCGCGCGAAUGUCUCGGUGGACCACUUGUGGCUUUACCUUAUCAUGCAGAAACCUGUUUUUUUUUUUUUUUUUAAUUA